Molecule: messenger RNA, 1235 nt
Organism: Sinocyclocheilus rhinocerous
Lineage: Eukaryota; Metazoa; Chordata; Actinopteri; Cypriniformes; Cyprinidae
Product: autophagy-related protein 101
Exons: 3
Coding region: 314-970 (218 amino acids)
Biological process (GO): autophagosome assembly; autophagy
Cellular component (GO): phagophore assembly site; Atg1/ULK1 kinase complex
Molecular function (GO): protein kinase binding
Source: RefSeq, a predicted model, not a curated record
GCAAAUACAUUAUAUCGCCACUAAUUCAGAAAUUAGCUAAAGAAAAAGAUAAAAUCCUAGCCAUUAAAUCUUGCUAGCACGAUCAUUUCAGUCCAGUUCUUACUCAGUAAUGAACCACUGCUGAACCUGUUAUUUUAUCUCGAAAACAUAAUGUGAACCAACCACUGCGAUUAUUGAAACGCCAAACUCCACUGUCCCUUAUCCCACCCUGUACAUCUGACCUGUGUUUACAAAACAAAAGCACUUUAUUGCAAGAAAAAUAAUGCGCGUCGACAUUUCGUGCCUAAGCUGUAGAACCUUAUUAUAGAAUAUCAUGAACUGUCGAUCAGAAGUCCUGGAGGUGUCAGUGGAGGGCAGGCAGGUGGAUGAGGCCAUGCUAGCCCUCCUGCACACGAUCCUCCUGCACCGCAGCACAGGUAAAUUUCACUAUAAGAAAGAGGGCACGUACUCCAUUGGCACGGUGGGAACUCAAGACGUGGACUGCGACUUCAUCGACUUCACAUUAGUGCGAGUGUCUUCUGAUGAGCUGGACAGGGUUAUCAGGAAAGCGGUAGCCGAAUUUAAGGAUGCUCUUGGUAAUUCUGGGAGUGAUGGCAUGGGUCAGAUCUCUUUGGAGUUCUACCAGAAGAAGAAGUCGCGCUGGCCCUUUUCAGACGAAUGCAUCCCGUGGGAGGUCUGGAGCAUCAAGGUGAACGUGGUGAACCUGGCCAACGAACAAGAGCGCCAGAUCUGCAGGGAGAAGGUUGGCGAGAAGCUCGGCGAGAAAGUCAUCAACAUCGUGGAGGUCAUUAACCGUCAUGAGUAUCUUCCCAAGAUGCCCACACAAUCGGAGGUGGACAAUGUGUUCGAUACGAGUUUGAAAGACGUCCAGCCGUAUCUGUACAAGAUCACGUACCAGAUCACUGAUUCUCUGGGCACGUCAGUGAGCACUACCAUGAGGAGGCUAAUCAAAGACACACUGGCAUUGUAAAAGACAGUCAAGCAGCUGAAGCCAGAUGCUUCAUGGACGUUUAUGAUGAUCUUGUAAAAAUAGAAAAUCAUUGCAAUGGGAUUUUUAAAUAAAUUCACUACACUUUCCCUGAAUAAUAAUGCUGUCCACUAUGUUUGCAUCAGCUAAUUCAAGCAAGCAAAUUAUUCAUACUUUUGUUGUUUUUUAAAUAAAAUCUAAUUAUGUUCCCUGAAUUAUAUAUUUUUUUCUUCCAAAUUUGUCUGAAUUUUUGUUACCCUGAUAAGUA